This is a messenger RNA of Suillus subalutaceus, 552 nucleotides long. RefSeq lists its product as uncharacterized. NCBI's taxonomy places the organism in Eukaryota, Fungi, Basidiomycota, Agaricomycetes, Boletales, Suillaceae. The transcript is spliced from 4 exons. The coding region runs from base 1 to 552 and encodes 183 amino acids. The record is from RefSeq and is a predicted model, not a curated record.
AUGGCAUCCGAGUCUAGUACCCCAGCCCGACAUUCUCGAGCAAACGCUGCGCCGACGCCCCAGCCUACAGGUCCUUCGUCUGUCUCGACUACCGUGCAUAUAACCAGCGUGACUGAUUUUGCACUUUUACUUCCUGCAACAAAUGGAGAGCUUAUAUCAGAUGCUGAGAGUGACGCGGUGGCGUAUUGUACCAAUGGAUCUGACUGCCAGAAUACAUUUCCAGCAGGCUUCGUUACUGGCGCCAUUAUCUCGGAGGCGAGCGAUGGGUCCUAUAUACAGAUCACCGGCUGCUUGGACCCCGGCAAGUUCCACUUUGCGCAAGAUGACGCAGGAGGUCAGAUGGACGUCCGAUUUCCCAACGGUGCGAAGUGCGCCUAUGGGGGAUACGGCGCAAGCUUCAUUGAGCAGGUCGAGCCUUCUGCCAAUCGUUUCUGCCUUCGUUGUUGCGCAUCCGAAAAUGAUCAGGUCAACUGCAAUUCACAUAACGACAAAGCUGGCUGUCCUGUUGCUGUUCCUGGCACAUAUGACUUCGACGGAGUGAGCUGCUCCUAA